UUAUAAAUCAAUGGCCAAAUUAUUAUACAAAUAACAGUUUUAUAAAUGAUUGCGAUAACAACAAUGACUGUCAAAUCAAAUACAGUCAAAAUAGGCACACAAUGUGUUGGCGACACACAUGUAUGUGCCAACGGGUGCAUAACGAUGAACAUAUAUCUAUGUCAAUGAGACCAUGUCUACAUGAUCUUCAAUAUAGAGCACCGGUAUGUACCUGGUUUGACAAUGACAUUAAUUAUCGACAACUUAUUUUGGGUAUACUGUGCACGUGUUUGGUUAAAAACUUGAAUGAUAAAUACGAUCUGCAAACGUGUUAUAAACAAUAUCGAUAUUUUAAUGAGUAUAAUGAUUGCCGGCGCGAUGGAGACUGUCCAUCUAAAUACAGUUGCUAUAAUAAUGAGAUUCUAGCUGAUAUAAAUGAUCAUGGUAAUAGUGGUACAUAUGAUUGUAUGAUUAAUCCUUAUUUUACAUAUCAAAUUGUCAACACUAUUAAGCCAACAAUUAAAUUAAAAACACAAACUACUACUACUACUACUACUACUACUACUACUACUACUGCUAUUAAUACGCUAUCAACAAUAACAAUAGAGUCAAAACAACAAUCUGAUGAUAAUAUUAAAGCUAAAAUAGUGACUGAAUCGACAAAUAAUGUGCAAAAUACUGGACAAAAAUUGUCACAAUUACUUCUUAUACCUCCUCUUCAACCACAACAACAACAACAGGUUAUACCAACAGAACAAAUGACACCAUUUUCUAAUAAAAACUUAAUUCACGAACAAACUAAUGGCAUAAAUAAUAAUUUAAUAAUACAAGUACUCAACCCUACAAACAACAUAACGACACCAAUUGAACGAGUAUUAGAAAAUCAACAAACAUUAAACAAUCAGCAACAACAACAACAAUUAGCCCCUCUAAAUGAUCAUGAUCAAUUUUAUAGGAUUCAUAUGGAUAAUGGAAAGCCAGAUAUAGUAAUGUCUAAAAUUGAUUCAGAAUUAUGGCUCAAGUAUGAGAUUAUUGGUAAAAUUGGACAUGGUGGUUUUGGGGUUGUUAUGAAAUGCAAGGAAAAAUUAACACAACAUGAAUUUGCAGUUAAAAUUAUAAGAAAAACUGUUUUGGGUAUUAAUGAGUUGAAGACCUUGGUUACAAUGAAGUCACCCUUUAUUAUUGAUUAUAAGCACAGUUGGAUUGAAAAUGAUAAUAUCGAGUCGGAAACUGUUUUAAAUACUACUAAUGGUGUUAACAAUAAUAAUAAUACAAACACAGUUAUCUUGAAAAAAUAUCUUUGCAUUAAAAUGGAUCUGGCUAAUGGAUCGUUACAUGAAGUAAUUACCAUGCUCAAAUCUUUAUACACUUACAAUAAUCAAAUGGCCGCACAAUUGCAUCACAUGUUCAUAGCCUGUGAACUGUUCAAAGAGAUAGCUCAGGGAAUCAAUUAUCUUCACUCACAGAUACCGCCAAUACUUCACUUAGAUCUCAAACCACGAAAUAUAUUGAUAUUGAUUUCUGAACCGUCGACUAUUGUGUGUAAAAUCUGCGACUUUGGACUCGCCGUUCACUACAUCAAGAAAGACAGUCAGACACCCAAUGAAUCACCCGAACAGUUAGCACCGGGCGGUACGAGAGCCUAUAUGGCACCGGAAGGUCUGGAGGGUGGUGUCAAAGCAGACAUCUAUAGUUUUGGUGUUGUAUUACGCAAUUUGUUUGACCACUUUGUGGCCAAUGACGAGUCAAAGAGUAAUCAAUCAUUAGUACUAAGCGACCAAUUAUUUCAAAUAUUGUCAAAACAGAUACAAGAACUGAAAAAUAUGUUUAACAAUAUGACACACGGAAUGUAUAAUAUUAGACCAUUUAUACAACAAAUCAUUAAUAGUCAACAGGAAUGGGAUUGCGAUGGAAAUCAUGUGCUAAACAAUAGACAAGAUAUUGUUAAUAUGUUAACCAAUACUAACAAUCAGUUACUAUUGAAAUUGUUUCGACUUAAAUGUCAAUUCAAUUCCGAAUGUGAUAAUAAUAAUGACUGUCAACUAAAAUACAGUCAAUUGGGUUACACAACAUGUUGGCGACAUAUAUGUAUGUGUCUAAGGGUACAAAAUUAUGAACCAAAAGCCAUGUUAUUUAGUAAAUGUUCGCAUGAAGUUCAAUAUAGAGCACAGGUAUGCAACUGGUUUAACAAUGACAUCAAUUAUCGAAAACUUAUUUUGGGUAUGAUGUGCACAUGUUUGGUUAAAAAUGUCCAUGAUAACUAUAAUCUAGAAACAUGUUACAAACAAUAUCAACAUUUUAAUGAAUAUAAUGAUUGCCUGAGUGAUAGAGACUGUCCCAAUAAAUACCGAUGUGUUAAACAUAAUCAACUUACACAUUGUUUACCUGAUAUUAAACUUAAUAUAACCAAUACUAAUGUUUUCACUAAUAUAACCGAAAAUUGCUAUAAUAAUAAAAUUCUGGCUAAUAUUGAUAAUUAUGGUAUUAAUGGUACAUAUGAUUGUAUGGAUAAUCCUUAUUUUAUAUCACAAAUUGUCAACACUAUUAAGCCGACUAUUACACUAAUAAAACAAACUACUAUUAGUACUAUUACAACAUUAUUAACACUACCUAUAAAGACAAAAACAUUGUUAUCAGAGAUAUAUCAAAACAGUGACAAUAAUAAUAGACCAGAAAUAACAUCAAAUGGAUUGAAUCAAACUAAUAAUGCAAAAAAAUUAACUCAAUAUACAACACAAAGACAACAACAACUACAACAAUCAUUAACUAAUCAUGAUCAAUUUUAUAAAAUCAAUGUAAAUGGAAAGUUAGAUAUAUUAUUGUGUAAAAAACAAUCGGAAUUGUAUCGCAAAUAUGUUAUUAUUAGCAAAAUUGGACAUGGUGGUUUUGGGGUUGUUAUGAAAUGCCGAGAAAAAUUAACACAACAUGAAUUUGCCGUUAAAAUUAUUAGAAAAACUGCUUUGAGUUUAAAUGAGUUGCAAACAUUGGUUGAAAUGAAGUCACCCUUUAUUAUUGAUUAUAAGCACAGUUGGAUUGAAAAUGAUAAUAUCGAGUCGGAAACUGAUCCAAAUACUACUACUGAUGUUAAGACAAACACAAUUGUCAUAAAUAAAUAUCUGUGCAUCAAAAUGGAUCUGGCUAAUGGAUCGUUACAUGAAUUGAUAACCAUGCUCAAAUCAUUAUACAAUUACAAUAAUCAAAUGGCCGCACAAUUGCAUCAUAUGUUCAUAGCCUGUGAACUGUUCAAAGAGAUAGCUCAGGGAAUCAAUUAUCUUCAUUCGCAGACACCGGCGAUACUGCACUUAGAUCUCAAACCACGAAAUAUAUUGAUAUUGAUUUCUGAACCGUCGACUAUUGUAUGCAAGAUAUGUGACUUUGGACUCGCCGUUCACUACAUUAAGAAAGACAGUCAGACACCCAAUGAAUCACCCAAACAGUUAGCACCGGGCGGUACGAGAGCCUAUAUGACACCGGAAGGUCUGGUGGGUGGUGUCAAAGCAGAUAUCUAUAGUUUUGGUGUUGUAUUACGCAAUUUGUUUGACCAUUUUGUGGCAAGCGAUGAGUCUAAGAGUAGUCAACCGUUAGGAUUGAGCGUUAAUUUGUUGCCAAUUUUGUCGAAACAGAUAAGCGAACUGAAAGUGUUGUAUAAUAAUAUGACACACGGAGUGUAUAAUAGUAGACCGUCUAUACAACAAAUCAUUGAAAUGCAAAAACACUGGGAUUGCGAUCAAAAACAUGUGAGGAAUAGACAAGACUGUACGACAGUUACUAUGUAUUAA
Molecule: messenger RNA, 3758 nt
Organism: Oppia nitens
Lineage: Eukaryota; Metazoa; Arthropoda; Arachnida; Sarcoptiformes; Oppiidae
Exons: 9
Coding region: 102-3758 (1218 amino acids)
Biological process (GO): protein phosphorylation
Molecular function (GO): ATP binding; protein kinase activity
Source: RefSeq, a predicted model, not a curated record